AUGUGGAGGCUGAGUGUUUGGUGGCUCCUGAGCAGAGUCUGUCUGCUAUUCCCGCCGCCCUGCGCCCUCGUGUUGGCCGGGGUGCCCCUCUCUUCUUGCCACCCGCAGCCUUGCCGGAUCCUCAAACGGAUCGGGCACACGGUAAGGAUCGGGGCGGCUCACCUGCAGCCUUGGGCUACCUCCCAAGGCAGGGCAGGAGGCUGGAGAGCUCACAAUGAUAUCCCGCUUCGAAGCCACUCUGCCGGGGAAGAAUCUGGGUGGCAGGAGCCCGGGACUCCAGAGAGGUGGAAAACGGGGACCAGUGUGAGAAGGAGAGCGCACCUGGGCACCGAGAACCUGAUCGACAAAGAGAGUCCGGACCAGGCGCCUCAACCGCCUCCAAUACCCAGAGAGGCGCUCCUGUUGGCGGUGGAGAACCUCAACCGCGUCAAGGGGCUUCUGCCUUACAACCUUUCCCUGGAAGUGGUGAUGGCCAUCGAGGCGGGCCUGGGCGAUCUACCUCUUUUCCCCUUUUCUUCGCCCAGCGCCUCCUCCUGGAGCAACGACCCGGUCUCCUUCUUGCAGAGCAUCUGCCACACUGUGGUGGUACAAGGGGUCUCGGCCAUUCUUGCCUUCCCGCAGAGCAGAAGCGAGAUCCUACAGAUGGACUUCGUCGCCACCGCUUUGCGCAUUCCAGUGAUCAGCAUCGUACUCAAUGAGUUUCCUCGAAAGAGUCAGAAUCCCCUGCACCUGCAGUUGAGUUUAGAACGUUCCCUGAGUUUUGACGCUGAUGUCAUUUUUUCAAUCUUGGCCUUGAACAACUGGUAUAAUUUUAGUUUGAUGGUGUGCCAGGAAGAGUGGAACAUCACAGAUUUUCUCUUCCUUACUCAGCAGAGCUCCAAAUUUUAUUUGGGAUCCAUUAUAAAUAUCACAGGAAACCUCACAUCAGCCAGUGACCUCUUGACCUAUCUGCAGUUUCAUCUGGAGAACAUUAAGGAUACAACUUCAACAGUGGUGAUGUUUGGAUGUGACAUGGAAAGCACAAGGAGGGUUUUUGAGAUAACGACACAAUUUGGGGUUAUGCCGCCUGAACUUCAUUGGAUUCUUGGGGAUUCGCACAAUGUGGAAGAGCUGAGGACAGAAGGUUUGCCAUUAGGUCUUAUAGCUCAUGGGAAAACAACACAAUCUUUUUUUGAAGAUUAUGUGCAGGAUGCAAUGGAGCUGGUAGCUAGAGCAGUUGCUUCAGCUACAAUUAUCCAACCAGAACUGGCAUUGAUUCCAAGUACAACCAACUGCUUGAGCACAGAGGAAAAAAAUCUCACAUCAGGCCAGUAUUUAUCAAAGUUUUUAGCCAACACUACGUUCCAUGGGCAGAGUGGCCACAUUAAGGUAAAAGGUUCUUCCAUCAUUAGUUCAGAAAACAAAUUCUUCAUUUGGAAUCUGCAACAUGACCCUGUUGGGAACCCAAUGUGGACUCGCUUGGGGAGUUGGCAAGACGGCAAGGUUGUCAUGGAUUAUGGGAUCUGGCCAGAACAGGCUCAGAGGCACAAGAAUCACAACCAGCAUCCCACUAGGCUACAUCUGAGGGUGGUGACACUCAUUGAACAUCCCUUUGUAUUCACAAGGACUGUGGAUGAUGAAGGAUUGUGUCCUGCAGGACAGUUCUGCCUGGAUCCCUUGACCAAAGAUUCAGCCGUGCUGGAUGCUCUUUUUGAAAGCCUCCAAGGAGGCAAUGACACAGUACCCACCAAAUUUAAGCAGUGUUGCUAUGGCUACUGCAUAGAUCUGUUGGAAAAGUUGGCUGAAGAUCUCAACUUUGAUUUUGACCUGUAUAUUGUCGGCGAUGGGAAAUAUGGCGGCUUGAAAAAUGGCCAGUGGACAGGACUGGUAGGUGAUCUUCUGGCAGGGACAGCCCACAUGGCCGUGACAUCUUUCAGCAUCAACACAGCCCGUAGCCAAGUGAUUGACUUCACCAGCCCUUUUUUUUCCACCAGUUUGGGCAUCCUGGUGAGGACCAAAGACACAGCAGCUCCUAUUGGAGCCUUUAUGUGGCCGCUUCACUGGACCAUGUGGCUGGGCAUCUUUGUAGCUCUACACAUCACUGCAAUCUUCCUAACUCUGUAUGAAUGGAAGAGCCCCUUUGGAAUGACCCCAAAGGGUAGAAACAGAGAUAAGGUUUUCUCCUUUUCCUCUGCGUUGAAUGUCUGUUAUGCCAUCUUGUUUGGGAGAACAACUGCCAUCAAACCUCCAAAGUGCUGGACGGGAAGGUUUCUAAUGAAUCUCUGGGCCAUUUUUUGUUUAUUUUGUCUGUCCACAUACACUGCUAAUCUGGCUGCUGUUAUGGUGGGAGAGAAAAUCUAUGAAGAAUUGUCCGGAAUACAUGACCCCAAGCUGCAUCACCCUUCCCAGGGGUUUCGUUUCGGAACUGUGAAAGAAAGCAGCUCUGAAGAAUAUUUCAAGCAAAGCUUUCCAGAUAUGCAUGAAUACAUGAAGCGGUUCAAUGUACCUGCAACUCCCGAUGGAGUGGAAUACUUGAAGCAGGAUCCAGAGAAAUUAGAUGCCUUUAUCAUGGACAAAGCCCUUCUGGAUUAUGAAGUAUCCAUUGAUGCAGACUGUAAACUUUUGACGGUGGGAAAACCAUUUGCAAUUGAAGGGUAUGGUAUUGGCCUUCCUCCGAACUCUCCACUGACCUCAAAUAUUUCUGAACUCAUCAGCCAGUAUAAGUCCCACGGCUUCAUGGAUGUCUUACAUGACAAGUGGUACAAAAUGGUACCGUGUGGGAAAAGAAGCUUUGCUGUGACCGAGACCCUUCAAAUGGGCAUCAAGCAUUUUUCCGGGCUAUUUGUGAUGCUGUGUGUUGGAUUUGGUCUGUCUAUUCUCACUACCAUUGGAGAACAUAUCAUAUACAGGCUGAUGAUACCACGAAUCAAAAAGAAAUCCAAGAUGACAUAUUGGCUCCAUACAAGUCAGCGACUGCACCGUGCUCUAAACAACUCAUUUAUGGAAGACAAGCACCAGCUUAAAACAAAGCCAGUUGAAAAGAAGUCCAGUCCCAGGAAUAGUCAGGUUUCAGUGUGGAACACUGCUAGCCCUGGCAACUGCCACAGAAGGAAAUACGUCUGCAGUGUUGAAAAAACAACUGAAGUGAUGCUCAAACAACUGAGGCAUGAUACAGCUUUCCCCUCCUUGAAAAGAGACUCUCCAGGGACUACCAAUGGGAAAGCAGAUGCUCUGAACACUGCUAGGACCUCAGUGAUCCAGGAACUCUCAGAACUGGAGAAGCAGAUCGAAGUGAUCAAGCAGGAACUGCAGUUAGCGGUGAGCAGAAAACAGGAGCUGGAGGAAUUUCAGAGGACAAAUAGAACUCUGGAGCUUUGA
Molecule: messenger RNA, 3357 nt
Organism: Notechis scutatus (mainland tiger snake)
Lineage: Eukaryota; Metazoa; Chordata; Lepidosauria; Squamata; Elapidae
Gene: GRIN3A
Product: glutamate ionotropic receptor NMDA type subunit 3A
Biological process (GO): monoatomic ion transport
Cellular component (GO): membrane
Molecular function (GO): ligand-gated monoatomic ion channel activity; signaling receptor activity
Source: RefSeq, a predicted model, not a curated record